GUUUCGGCUGAGAGAGAGAGUUGUGGAGAAAUAAAAGAGAGAGAGCUUUUGAUAAUUGAGACUGCUAGUUGAAGGAGGAUUCUGAGCUAGAACCGAGUUAACUCACUAAGAUAAAAUAAAGGUAGGUUUCAGAUGGUUCAGUUAAUGAGUUCUUUAGGCGAAAAAACAGCAGUUGUGAAGCUGGAAGCAGCUGAGGAUUCUUUAGAGGAUCAACUCAGCCCACUUUUUAAACGUUCAAAGCUUGACCACCCUUCUUCACAGGUGAUGAAUCCAGAUGGUGUAGCUUUCAAUCCACUUGGAGAGCCAAGCCCGAUUGGUUUGACACUGAAAAAGAGCCCGUCUUUUCUGGAUUUGAUUCAAAUGAAGUUAUCUCAACAAAACACUAGUAAUACUAUGUUGUCAAAGAAGCCUGGUUCCGUUGCAGCCGAUAAGCUUAAAGCUUCGAACUUUCCUGCUUCAUUUCUAAAAAUAGGGAAUUGGGAGUAUAAGUCAAGGUAUGAAGGGGAUUUGGUGGCAAAGUGUUACUUUGCUAAGCAUAAACUUGUUUGGGAAGUGCUUGAUGGUGGGCUUAAGAAUAAGAUUGAAAUUCAGUGGUCAGAUAUUGUGGCAAUCAAGGCAAAUUUUCCUGAUGAUGGGCCUGAAACCUUGGAUGUAGUGCUGGCUAGACAGCCCCUUUUCUUUAGAGAGACAAAUCCACAACCUAGGAAGCAUACUUUGUGGCAGGCAACAUCAGAUUUUACUGGUGGACAAGCAAGCAUACACAGGCAGCAUUUUCUACAUUGCCAGCAAGGCUUCAUGGGAAAGCAUUUUGAAAAGCUUGUUCAAUGUGAUCCUCGUCUAAACUUUCUUAGUCAACAGCAAGAAAUUGUAUUAGAAUCUCCAUACUUUGAGCAAAGAGUUUCUGCAUUCAGUGACUUGCAUGAAUCUGGCAAAGGGCUUGAUUCUGAAGUUGAGGACAAGACCACUGUUUUUUCUCUGCGGGAAGCAGGACAACCAUCUGGAGUUCUUUUAUCUUCCUUGAAUAAUGAAUGUCAAGGCUUCCUGUGUCAAACUCCUGAAAAUAUCUCCCAUGAAACUUCUUCAACUAGCUUCGGAAUGGAGACCCAUGUAUUUGAAGAAAUCAGGAGCAACAGAACAGGGGAACAGAAGUUGCCGAGCAACUGGGAUCAAAUUAAAGUGCCUGGACUUCAUCCAUCCAUGUCAAUGAGCGAUCUAGUGAACCAUAUUGGACAUUGCAUUUCAGAACAGAUGACCUCUGGCAACUCUAUCCUCUGUGGUGGUGACAUAAAGAGCAGUGACAUUCUGGAUGAAAUUACCCAAUACUUGCUUGGAGACUCUCAAGUUACAUCAGCCUCGGAUGAGCAAUCCCUCAUGACAAGGGUCAAUUCUCUUUGCUGCCUACUGCAGAAGGAUCCUGGAACAGCCUGGGACUUGCAGGGGAAGUGUCGUGACAAUCUAGAUAUGGAUCAUGGUGGGAGAGUAGACGAAACUAAUUCAGUUAGUGCAUCAGAAUGUCAAAGCAAACUUGCCGAGGAUUUUCCUGCACCUGAGGGAGAAGCUAGUAACGUUACCUGCUGCAAGCAAGCACCAGCCAUGACGAGGAAGGACUCAGUUGGAGAACUGAUGCUUAAUCUUCCAAGGAUUGCCUCUUUACCACAUUUUUUAUUCAAUGUAUAGGAAGAUUGUGGUAAUCAAGCAGUAUAGGGAUAUAAUUUACCUCUUUCAACUUGUACAGCAGUUUGGGGGUUCAGAGAUGGAUAUUGAUGAAGAAUCCUCCCAUGUUCAUAUGGGGUUACUGGUGACCAUAGGGUUUGAACUGUAGUGUUUUCUUUGUACGGUCUUUUGCAAUCCUAACGGUUUAUAUAAAGCUAGUUGUUAUUAGUUUCUA
Populus trichocarpa (black cottonwood) is the source of this 1888-nucleotide messenger RNA. RefSeq lists its product as uncharacterized. The coding region runs from base 133 to 1677 and encodes 514 amino acids. The record is from RefSeq and is a predicted model, not a curated record. The transcript has 6 exons. NCBI's taxonomy places the organism in Eukaryota, Viridiplantae, Streptophyta, Magnoliopsida, Malpighiales, Salicaceae.